Molecule: messenger RNA, 2523 nt
Organism: Nicotiana tabacum (common tobacco)
Lineage: Eukaryota; Viridiplantae; Streptophyta; Magnoliopsida; Solanales; Solanaceae
Molecular function (GO): metal ion binding
Source: RefSeq, a predicted model, not a curated record
UGUGAGUGAGAACUUUUAUAGGCCAUCCUCCUCUCUCCUUCUUUUGCUCUCUCUCACUCUUUGUGCCACUCUGCUCUUUCUUUAGUGCUAGCUCUCUUUCUCUCUCUUUAACUCUGAAAUAGAGGAAGCAGAGAAGUUAUAAUGUCUCUACCCACCGCCCCUGAAACUGAAACCUUACUUUCUCUUCCGUUUUCCUUCUUCUAAACUACUCACUUUUUUGUUUUUUUCAAUCAAGAAUUUCACUUUGCUGAAGUUCAUUUUUUGUUUUUCUCCAUACAUUUCACUCUGUGUUUCUGUUUGGCAGAACCCCAUUUGAGGGAAAAAAGCAAAAAAAAAUGGAGAAGAGGGUGUUGAAGUUAUAGUUGUGCUAAUUCACCAUUUCCUUGUUAAUUUUUAAUUGUCUUUGCUUUCUCUUAGAUCUAUUAGUUACAGAAAUUACCCUUUUCUCAUUUCAAGAUUACCCCUUUUCUUUGGUUUUUCAUUAGCUUGGAGAUAUGAGUAAAGAAGAGUUCUUGAAGAUCCAGACUUGUGUCCUUAAAGUCAAUAUACACUGUGAUGGGUGUAAGCAUAAAGUAAAGAAAAUCUUGCAAAAGAUUGAAGGGGUUUAUAAGACAAGCAUAGAUUCAGAACAAGGAAAAGUGACUGUUGCUGGAAAUGUAGACCCUGCUACACUGAUCAAGAAAUUAGCCAAGAGUGGGAAACAUGCAGAGUUAUGGGGUGCUCCCAAAGCCAGUAACAACAACCAACAAAAUCAGCUCAAUAAUCAGUUCAAGAACAUGCAAAUUGACAGUGGUAAAGGUGGCAAUAACAAGGGGCAAGCCCAAGGCCAAGGUCAGAAAGGUGGUGGAAACAAUCAGCCAAAAGGUGGACCUCAAAUGCCAAACCAGCAGCAGCAACUUCAACAGUUGAAAGGGUUCCAAGAUCUGAAGUUGCCCCCACAAUUUAAGGACCUGAAACUUCCCCCCAUGGGUGGCAAAGACCAGAACCCAAAGGCUGUCAAGUUUGCCUUGCCUGAGGAUGAUGAUUUGACUGAUGAUGAGUUUGAUGAUGAUGAUUUUGAUGACGAUGAGUUUGAUGACGAUGAGUUUGAUGAUGAAAUCGACGAUAUCCCCAUGAAUAAGAUGAAGGCGAUGAUGGGAGGUAAUGGUGGAGCUCAGAUGAAGCCGAUGAUGGGCGGUAUUGGAGGAGCUCAAAUGAAGCCCAUGAUGGGCGGUAAUGGAGGCGCUCAAAUGAAGCCCAUGAUGGGAGGUAAUGGUGGAGGUCAGAUGCCUAAUAUGAUGAUGAAUGGGCAGCACCCUCAACUCAUGAAAGGUGGAAGUGGCGGUAACAAUGGUGGGAAUGCCGGUGGAAACGGUAAAAAAAGCGGUGGUGGUGGAGGAAAUAUCCCUGUUCAGGUUAACAUGGGUGGAAAUAAUGGUGGUAAGAAAGGUGGUAAUGGGAAUAAUAAUGGAGGAAAUCAAAAUCAAGGUGGAGGAUCCGCUCAAAAGGGUGGCAAAAACAGUGGAGGGCAGCCGAAUGUUGGUGGCGGCAAUGGUGGUGGUGGUGGGGGUCAGAACAAGAAUGGAGGCGGCGGCGGAGGUGCUGGCAAUCCUAACAUGAAUGGCAAUGGUGCCAAAAAAGGGGGUGGACCAAAUGAUGGGAUGCAAGGCAUGCCAAACAGGAUGAUGGCUAUGAGUGCUGGUGGAAAUAUGGGCCAGUUAGGUAACAUGCCUAAUCCAAUGGGCCAGAUGGGUGGUCUUCCAAUGGGCCAGAUGGGUAAUCCAAUGGGCCAGAUGGGCAAUGUUCCGGCAGUCCAAGGCCUACCGGCAGGGGCGCCGAUGACUGGUGGUGGUAAUGGUGCCGGUUACUUCCAAGGUGCCGGUCCUGAAGUUAUGGCUGGCAAUCCUUACUACCAGCAGCAGCAGCAAAUGGCAGCUAUGAUGAUGCAGCAGCAGCGUGCCAAUGGGAACGAAAGGUUUCAACCAAUGAUGUACGCUCGGCCACCACCAGCAGUUAAUUACAUGCCACCACCUUACAACCCGUAUUACUACGGCCCUCCGCCACCACCAAGUGAUAACUACAGCACCUUCUUCAGUGAUGAAAAUACCAACAGCUGCAGUGUGAUGUGAGCUGCUGAUUGUGGCCUAAGAUUUGCUAAGACAAAGACAAUGGAUGGAUGGUGGCUGCAUUGAUAUAGUCUUAAAUGACUUUGCUAGUCUUAAUGCCAUAAUAUACAAAGGAGAUGAAUUUUCCCUUUGAUCCUUACCUUACUUUAGCUUUGUUUUUUUUUACUUUUUCUCUUCUUCCUUUAAUCAAGUCCCUUUUUUGAUCCUAUGAUUAGAUUAGGGUUUAUGUGAUAGAUAAGAAGUCAUUAGGAGAGGGGGAGGGGCAUGAAUGUUGUAAGGGUGAGGGAUUAGGGUUGGACUUGAUCUCUCAUGGAAGGAGAUGUUUGUAUAUGUUAUAUAUCUUUGAAGAACAAAGGAAAAAUAAAAUUGGAAGAGAAUGGGAAAAUUUUAAAAUCUAAAAAGAGGAAUAAAUAAUUAA